Falco peregrinus (peregrine falcon) is the source of this 1496-nucleotide messenger RNA. It is a transcript of the gene CLUL1, whose product is annotated as clusterin like 1. The transcript has 8 exons. The coding region runs from base 108 to 1493 and encodes 461 amino acids. NCBI's taxonomy places the organism in Eukaryota, Metazoa, Chordata, Aves, Falconiformes, Falconidae. The record is from RefSeq and is a predicted model, not a curated record.
GGAAAAAUCCCUGACACUCCCAGCAAUUAGAUCAGAACACAGCCCGACCACUUCCUGACGCAGGGAGCAAUUUUGCAGAGGAGGUGUUUCGGUAUUAAUGAAAGAACAUGAAGUCCUCUUGGUUAUUUAUAAUAUACGUGCUAUGGCUGAAUGGUCAUCAGUGUGCACCAACAAGGCAGGAAGAAAUGAAUCUCCAGGAAAACCUGAAAGUAUUAUCUGAUGUUGGAGAGAAGUAUGUAGAUGAAGAAGUAAAGAAAGCUUUGAUUGGUAUUAAGCAGAUGAAAAUUAUGAUGGAAAGAAAUGAAGAUAAGCACAUAAAUCUGAUGAAAACCUUGAAGAAGAGCAGUGAAGAAAAACAGCAAGCCUUGCAACUUAUGGAUGAAGUAAAAGCAAGACUAGAAGAAGAAGAAAGACAAUGUCACAUAUCCUUGAAAAAUUUAUGGGAUGAAUGUGAAUCUUGUUUAGAAAGUACCUGCAUGAGAUAUUAUACAACUUGCAAACACGGGUUUUCAACAUUUAGAAGAAAGGUUGAAGAUUUUUUGAGGAAAAUACCUCCGCUCAUUUUUACUUUUCAUGAGGAUCAAGAAAAAGACAUCCAAUUUAAUGAAAAGCCUGAGAAAGAGGAUACCCAGCUAGAAAAAAUGGAAGAUUUAUUUAGACAAUUAUUAUCAGAUAUGGGCUCAGUAUUUAACAGAAGUAUCAUAUUUUUCAAGCAGAUGCAAAGAGAAUUUGACCAGUCUUUUCAAAUGUAUUUCAUGUCUGAUCUGGACUUGAAUGAGUCCCCCAGCAUGACAGCUUUACCUGAGGACAUCACCAGAAAUAAUGGCUCACAGAAAGGCUGGAAUAUACCUGGUUUCUUACAGACAGUUUUUGAUUUCAGUAAGACGGUGUUUGAAGGUGUCAGUGAGGUGAUUACUGAAGCAUUUGAUGAAUACAGAGAUAGUAGAAGAGAUGUGCCAGAACAAGCCAAAGAUCCUGACAGAAGAGGCAUGUUCUCAAAAAUUGUGUCAGGGCGCCAGAGACCUCAGUGCAGGGAGCUUCGAGAGAACUCCUCUGGAUGCCCACAGUUUCAUGAGAGAUGUCAGAAAUGUCAAGACAAUCUUUUGCAUGAUUGCCCAAAUGUUCCCGAACUGCACAUAAAGUUUGAUGAAGCCUUUAAACUGGUUAAUCUCUCAGAGAAGCAGUAUGAGCAGAUUCUCCAGGUGGUUCAGCGUCAUACAGAAGACACUUCCUACUUGUUGAACAAAAUGAAAGAAAGAUUUGGGUGGGUGUCUGAGUUAUCCAAUAUGACCAUCGGACCAGAAAACAUUUUCAAUAUAGUUAAGGUGGUACCUGGGGAUCCCUCUGGUAAAAAUGAAACUGUGGUAGAGGUGAAUAUUCUGACUUCACCUACUUUCACCAUCAAAGUUCCCUCCAACUUAGAUCCAAAGAGUGGUGAAUUCAUUGAAUACAUAGCUGGGAAAGCACUGCAACUAUAUAAGCAGAAUUUUUAAGUG